Messenger RNA from Penicillium bovifimosum, 744 nucleotides. Its product is annotated as alpha/beta hydrolase. Lineage: Eukaryota; Fungi; Ascomycota; Eurotiomycetes; Eurotiales; Aspergillaceae. The transcript has 2 exons. Bases 1 to 744 code for a protein of 247 amino acids. The record is from RefSeq and is a predicted model, not a curated record.
AUGCCACCGACUCUAAUCUUCGCACCGGGCGCAUGGUACCCACCCACCAUAUUCAACCCAAUCAUCAAACAGCUCGCCAACUACACAUGCCACACCAUCAACUUUCCCUCCAUCGAGCAAGCCAGCACAGUCGUCGAUCUCCAAUCCGACAUUGACGCGGUGCGAUCAAUCGCGCAGCAAGAAGCAGAUGCCAGUAAUGACAUCAUUAUCGUCGCGCACGACUGGGCCGGACUACCAGUGAGCAGCGCCUUAGAGGGCCUAAGCAAGACCGAGCGCGAAGCAGCCGGACAGAAAGGCGGCGUGGUGAAACUCAUCUUCAUCGCCGCCUUCUUGCCGCGCGUUGGGGAGGGGUUGAUCGACGCGUUUGGUGGGAUGGCGCCACCGUGGUAUGUGCGCGAUGAAGAGAAUGGAACUGUGACGACUAGCGAUCCACUGCUUUUGUUCUUCGGGGAUGUCCCCGAUGGAGCGGAGUGGGUUAAGCUUCUCAAGCCUCAUUCUUGGGCUACGCAGAAUGCGCCUGCUACUGGGGCGGCGUAUAUGAGUAUCAAUUCUAGUUAUCUUUUGACGGAGGGGGAUUGCGCGAUUCCUUUCCCUGUUCAGCGGGUGCUGGUGGAGCGGGCAAGACGGAAUGGGGCGCAGAUUGAAACUGAGAAUAUCAACACUGGACAUACGCCGUGGUUGGUUGUGCCGGACCAGGUAGUGGCUUAUAUUAGGAAGCAUGCUGGGGAAUCAGAAUCAUCAUAG